Molecule: messenger RNA, 1923 nt
Organism: Auanema sp. JU1783
Lineage: Eukaryota; Metazoa; Nematoda; Chromadorea; Rhabditida; Rhabditidae
Source: the annotation of a GenBank genome assembly
AUGCUGGUUCAACCGGAUUCGCCGGGUUCCGUCAACUUUCGUCUUAUAGUUCAGGCUGUUCUUUUUAUAAAACGAUUGAAAAACAAAAAGAAGAAAAGAAGUAACAGUCUAACAGCCAGCGAUCAUAAUAUUUCUCAAAUCUUCCGAAAUGAUGUGAUGGAUAGUGACGAAUCCACUAAAUCAGGUGUCAGGAGAUUGAUGGAAUGGUCGUUCGAAGAUACAAGUACUUUCUACUAUGUUUGGACAUUUAUUAUCUUCUGUGGAUGUUUAUAUAAUCUCAUUAUGAUUAUCAUAAUGGUGUUUGAUGAAGUCUUUCUCAACUUCCAUAAUCCUUGGCUCAUUUUCAACCUUGUUUUUGACUUGUUUUUCCUCCUAGAUAUCUUUAUUCUGACAAGAAGGGAAAUAAUCGAAGAUGGGGUGAGAAUAAGUAACAACAAAGACGUGUUUCUUCAUCGAAUUCGACAGAAGACUUUUGUUCUGGAUAUCAUCUGUGUCCUACCUUUCGAUCUUCUGUUGUUUUUGAAAUCAGACUUGUCAGUAACCCGUCUGAAUCGUCUCUUGAAGUGCUAUCGUAUCAGCGAGUUCAAUGCUUUGACUGAAAUUCGCACAAACUUUCCAAAUUUUAUGAGAGUGUUAAAGCUCAUCAUAACAUGUUUUAUCAUCUUCCAUUGGAAUGGAUGUGUAUACUUCUUCCUUGGAAUCAUUUAUGACUUUGAGAAGGCAAAUAUCGAUAAUUGGAUCUUCUCCUAUGACAAAAUCCCCAAUCCACUCUUUCUUCAGUGCGAUAUCUUCGAUUCUUCUCAUUCAAACUAUUGUAAUGUUAGCCUUCUUAAACCAUUGGGGAUAAUUUCUGAGAAGUCUCUUGAUUCUGAGAUAGAACUUUCCAAUUCGUUCUGGGGACCAAAAAUAAAGGAAGUUGAGUUCAGUAAUUUCACAAAGCAGUAUGGAUUAAGCUUUUAUUGGUCAGCUUUGACUCUUGUCACGCUAGGAGAACAACCCUGGCCGAACACUACCUUUCAAAACUCUUUUGAGAUUGGAGACACUUUGCUGGGCCUAGUCAUAUUCGCCGUCAUUGUCGGAGACAUUGGUAAUAUGGUUUACAACAUGAAUUUGAAACGAUCACAGUUUGAAGAGGAUUUGGAUGGAUGCAAGAGGUUUAUGGUCUACAGAAAGGUUCAUACGAUUCUCCAACGGAAGGCUGUCGAUUACUUUUCGUACAUGUGGACACAUGGAGGAGCUCAAGUCGAUGAAUCUGAGAUCGCUGAGUUUCUACCUCCUCGCUUAUACGGUCAAUUAGCAGUUCAUAUCCAUAUGGAAACCCUGCAGCGUGUGAAACUGUUUGAGAACUGUAACGUGAACCUCUUAUAUGAGCUCAUUCUUCGAUUAGAAAGACGAGUGUACAGCCCAAAGGAUUACAUUUGCAAUAAAGGUGAAGUCGGAACAGAAAUGUACAUAGUGAACAAAGGUGCGGUUGAAGUUGUAUCCGAGAACGGUCAACAGGUCUUUGUUCAAUUAGCUGAGGGAACUGUUUUUGGAGAAUUGUCUAUUCUGAAUAUUCCGGGAAACAAGAAUGGAAACCGUAGAACAGCUAAUGUUCGCUCUGUUGGUUAUUCUGAUCUCUACGUUCUAUCGAAAAACGCCUUGUGGGAAUCUCUACGGCAAUACCCAGAUGCCAUGGAAUCAUUGAUGAAGAAAGGUAAGGAGCUCUUGGCCAAAGACAACUUGUUGGAUGAGAACGUUGAGGAAGAGGAAGAAGUUGAUAUGGAAGCUGAUGUAGAACUUCAAUUAGAACAACUAUCUGCAAUAAUCAAUAAGAUUGAGAAGUCUUUGGAUCUUUCUGAAGAAAGCUUUCGAACGUUUGGAACAGAAGCAAAGCAAAAGCUUUUUGGUUUGGAAGAAGAAAUGUUUCGAAGCCUUCGUUGA